AUGGCAAUCACUCAGCUCGCUCCGGCGCCAAGGCCGAUUGGCAUCUUCCCAAGGUUUAUUGCCCAGAGCUCGGAAACGCUCGUCCUGAAAGAGAAGAUCUUCUCGCUCUCUGGUGAUUCUUUCGACAUCAAGAGCGCCGGCAGCAACAACACAGCGUUCAAGGUCAAAGGCGAGGCCCUCUCGCUGUCCGGACGGAAGCACCUUCUCGACGCGAACGGGGAUUCUGUUUUCGACAUCCGCAAAGAGCAUUUCACGCUCCACAAGACCUUUUACGGCCAAGAUGAAUCCGGAAACCACCUUUUCGAAGUCCGAAAGAAGCUGCAACUCAUUGGAUCAAAAGCAAUCUGUACUUUUACUUCGACGACAGGCCAAGAGGAAGAACUGAUUAUGGAGGGAGACUUUUUCGACUCGCGAGCGGAGAUUUCCACAAAGGAAGGUCAAGUUGUCGCGCUGAUUGACCGAAAAUACUUCAAUGCACGGGAGUUCAUCGGAGGCCAACAGACGUACGGUGUGACGGUGGCUCCAAAUGUUGACAUGGCAGUCAUAACAGCCAUGUGCAUAUGCUUGGAUGAGUUGAGGAACGAGCCCGCAUAA
Molecule: messenger RNA, 594 nt
Organism: Lasiodiplodia theobromae
Lineage: Eukaryota; Fungi; Ascomycota; Dothideomycetes; Botryosphaeriales; Botryosphaeriaceae
Exons: 2
Coding region: 1-594 (197 amino acids)
Source: RefSeq, a predicted model, not a curated record